CCUACAAGCCUCACCUCACCUGCCCCUUCUCUCCCCGUAGGAUACCUGUCGGGCGGCGGGCGGUCAUCCCCAUCCCCGGCCUCGGUCAUGGGCGUCGGCAAGGGCCCCAGCGGAGGACCCACGCCCUCCACGCCCGUCUCCUCCGCGUCCCUGCACUCCCCGUCCUCCCCAGCACACAAGGGCGGCUCCAUGACACCCACGCAGGAGGAGGACAGCAUUGAACCCGACGUGGAUGUGACGGAUGAGGGGGAGAUGGAGAGUGAGAAGGGCGUGGGGGGUGACGGAGGCGCUGACGGAGGGGGUGGAGGUGGUGGUGGCGGCGGAGGAGGCGGGGGAGGCGCAGGGGACGGGGAUGAGUUCACGCCGAAGAAGAAGCAGCGUCGAUAUCGCACCACCUUCACGUCCUUUCAGUUAGAGGAGCUUGAGAAGGCCUUCGCGCGGACCCACUACCCCGACGUGUUCACCAGGGAGGAGCUCGCCAUCAAGAUCGGGCUGACGGAGGCGCGCAUACAGGUGUGGUUCCAGAACCGGCGGGCCAAGUGGAGGAAGCAAGAGAAGGUGGGUCCCUCCACGCACCCGUACGGCGGCUUCCCCGUGUCGUCGCCGCUGCCGCUGCAGAACCCGGCGCUGCCGCCCACCAUCUCCAGCCCCUUCGCCGCCAGCCUCGGCUACAUCAGGAAGCCGCCGAGCUUCGACUCUCCGCUUCUGCCUCCCUCGGCGUCUCGGCUGCCGGCCUCGUACCUGCAGGCCACGACGGCCCAGCUGCUGCCCGGCGCCGGCUACCUGGCGGGCGUGUCGGGGCUGCGGGACCUGCACCAGUACCGCGCCGGGCUGCUGCACCCGCCGCACUACCCGCCCUCCUUCACGCACCUCCUGGCCGGCCUCUCCUCCAGGCCGAAGCUGCCUGAGUCAGACUACGCCGCCCUGCUGGCCUCCGUGCCCGGCCUCCAGCCCCCCCUGGUGGCCCCGCCGCCCCCUGUCACGCCCCCAGACCCGCCCCGGACGAGCGGCAGCUCCUCGCGGGGCCGCUCCUCUUCCCCUGUGGGCGCUGUGGGCGGCGUGGACCAGGACCGCCGGGCGUCCUCUAUCGCGGAACUGCGGCUGCGGGCCCGGGAGCACGAGCUGCGCCUCGAGCUGCAGCGGAAACACGGCGACGUCGUGACCUGAGUCUGUUUUCUGACCUGACCCCGCCCCGACCCGCCCAGACCCGCCCCGCACGCACGCACGCACGCCCCGGCCCCGGCACACGGCAGGCAGGAAGGAAGGAAGUGCACGCAGUGCCGCCCACAGGAUGCGGUGACUGGCCGCGGCGGGGGCGGGAACGCGAGACGUUGCGGCGCCGCGGGUGGCCGGGGCGGCGGCGGCGGCGUGCGAGGCGGCGGAUCUUGCGUCGCCGUCCACCUCAGGGCCAAGGGGCCGCGUGCGUCCCUGGCCCCGGUCCACCUCAUAUAUUUUCCCUUGUUGAACGCUCUUGCAGUCACUUGUUACUUAAGGUGCUUUUGUGAACCUUUGGCCUUCGAUGAUUCCUUCCCUAGACACUCCCUGUAACCGGCUCCGUCCGUCCGUCAGCUGUGCUAACAAUACUAACGUAGCCUAAGUUCAUUUUAAGUACCUCAGACCUAGCCUAAGUCUGUUGUCAUAUACGUAAUGCCGUCCAGCGCGGGGGGAGAGGAGGGGGACGCGCCCGCCAGGGUGAGGGCCACAGGAAGACCAUCUUGACCAUGGCAAUGGCAGCAUGUAUUAUUUGCCAUCUGAUCUAAGAUCCUUGAACUCUAGGCAAACACAGAUGCGCUACACGGGAAAAAAAUAACUUUUGGUGUGACGUUUCACUGAAUCUAUGCAAGACAACAAACACUGAACACUAGAAACCCUUAGAUCCGAGAUACUGAAUGAAGCCAUGAGGAAGAAAGAUCCACAACUGAAGAAUAGAGAGAGAAAGGAGUAGAAGGGGACUUGCAGUGAGGAUAAAGGAGGAAGGUAUAUAGAGAAUAAAGAACUAUUUUUUUAUAUAGUAACAUAUAGGGUCACCAGGGCGCAAAUAUACAAAGGAGUACAUAAGAACAUAAGAACGUAAGGAGUCUGCAAGUGGCCGGUUGGGCUAUAGAAGGCAGCUCCUAUAAGUCAACCCCACCUUAUCUCACUAUCCAUGAAUUUAUCCAACCUCUUAUUGAAUGUAUCUAUGGUAUUGGCACCCACAACAUGACUGCCAAGCCUGUUCCACUCAUCCACCACUCUACUGGUGAACCAAUUAUUGCCAUGAGUAAGAAUAAGUAACAAAAACAAGCGUAAAGUAUUAGAGGAACAAAAGUUAUAUGAAUACAAUGAUGGCGCCCGUACCAGCACCCCUGUAAAUGAUGGUCCUUCGGCGCUCCCCCGCCCCCCCCCUGCCCCCUCUAAACCGUCCGUUCUCACCCCUCCUAACACGAAAUCUCCCCAACCAUACGCCCUAAAGACCCUUCACCUUGCCUACCCAACCCCCAUCGCCCCAUACUUGCCCUUCCUACCCAACAUCCUACCCAACCAUACGCCCUAAGGACCCUCCACCUUGCCUCCCCAAAUCUAUUCGUCCUCCCCCUCUCUAACACACAAUCCCCCCCUAUAGUAUGCCCCUAACAAUGCUCUCCCCACCUCCCCAACUUUCUUUCCUUUUUCAAUCCUUCAAACGCAAUCCUCCCCAACCUUCACCCUCCCCUCUAUCCCAUCUACCUCUAACAUCCACCCACCACCUUAACCCUCACCCCCACCACAGUAACUAACCCCUACCUCUCUACCUGCCCUUACUAUAUGUUCUUGAUCCACCACUCCACCUGCCCCCACCAACCCCCUAACAUCCACCCUCCCCCCUACAUAUCUUAAAUCCAACCCUCCACCUUCCUCUCCACAGCCCCAUAACAUCCUCCUCCACCUCCCCUAACCCUCAUCCCUAACACAAAAAACUCUACCCCUCCUCCCUACAUUCCUCCACCGCCCCACUUUUCCUCUCCCCAACCUCCUAACACCCUCCCACCUCUCCUCCCCUCUCCUAGCCCCCCCAACCCAUGCCUCAUCUCUCUGUUGCCAUGUUCCUUGAGAUGUUGUUGCAAUACAGUUUUGCAAGGAGA
Messenger RNA from Eriocheir sinensis (Chinese mitten crab), 3101 nucleotides. RefSeq names its product homeobox protein aristaless-like. The transcript has 3 exons. Gene Ontology annotation, biological process: regulation of transcription by RNA polymerase II. Lineage: Eukaryota; Metazoa; Arthropoda; Malacostraca; Decapoda; Varunidae. The record is from RefSeq and is a predicted model, not a curated record. The coding region runs from base 88 to 1167 and encodes 359 amino acids. Gene Ontology annotation, molecular function: DNA-binding transcription factor activity, RNA polymerase II-specific; RNA polymerase II transcription regulatory region sequence-specific DNA binding.